Molecule: messenger RNA, 3616 nt
Organism: Vigna angularis (adzuki bean)
Lineage: Eukaryota; Viridiplantae; Streptophyta; Magnoliopsida; Fabales; Fabaceae
Product: B3 domain-containing transcription factor VRN1
Exons: 5
Coding region: 2331-3389 (352 amino acids)
Molecular function (GO): DNA binding
Source: RefSeq, a predicted model, not a curated record
UUUUUUUAAGGUUUAAAAAUCCUAGUUUGACUCAAAAGCAGGGAAGGGUGGAGAAGAAGGUGAAGAGUGAGUAGAUCUGACUGUGAAGGAAAAAUCCUCCCGAAGUUUUCAUCUUUCAAUUAAAGGGUCUUCAAAUAAUGCUCUGAAUCUUUCUUCUUCUUCUUUUCUGUUACCCGUAUCACUCUCAGACAAUGGCUCGUCCUUGUUUCCACAAGCUUGUUCUCUCCACCACUCUUCAAUCCAGACAACUGUUUGCUGUUGCAGUUGCUGGAGCCCAAAUUGCAACACAAAUUGUGCUUCUCAUCAUGACAGAGCAGCCACUCUAAAUGUCUCAGUGCAGAUGGUUUUUCACUGACAAUAAUGAUGGGGGAGGAAGGAUGGUGAUGAUUUGGCUGCUCCAACAAAGGCUUUGUUAUCACUACCAAUUUUGGACAGUCUAUACCACCCACCCUCACCAACUCCCACUCCUCCAUCUGCAACGUCUUCCUUAGGGAGUUAGGGUUUUAUAAUGACAGGGUGACACUUAUCUAACAUCUGUGCAGUCCCUGGGGGUUAGGUUUUCAGGGGGAAUUAGGCCAUGUGGUUCAAAUGUUUUUGUUUUUUUAACUCUUCAUUUUUGUUUUGGUUUGUCGUGCAUCUAGUUAGGCCUAGUUUAGUGUCUCAAUUUCUGUUUUUAUUUUAUUUUAUUUAAAGCUUAACAUGUACUAUAAUAAUCUAAAUAUAAUAUAGUAAACAGUAAUAGUGAUUACAAUCAUAGGACGUAAUCAGGGUUAUAAAUAGUGCCCAAUAACAAUGUAGUGGUUGUAGCAGAUCAAUAGUUGGUGCCAUAGCAGGGCUUGUCUGGAGGGCUAUUUUAAGAACUUUAGAUUCCAAAGUUGAAAUCUAUGUAUGUAAUACUUGUGAAAAUGAUAAAGAAGACUUUAAUUUAGUAGAUGAUGACUGAUAAUUCUUAUCUAGGAAACUUGUAUUUGACUUCUGUUGGUUUUCAAUUUUCUGUUUUGUUUGACACCUAUGACUUUUUAUUGUCAAUUAUGAAUGUUAUUAAUUUGAGUAAUUUUUAUUAUUUUGAAAACUUAUGUCUACAGUAUACAUUAUAUAAACUAUAGAAGUUAUCAUAAUACUGUGGUUUUCCUGCUAUACUCCAUCUCAUAGUAGGGUUUUUGAAACUUGCCACCAUGUAUGGCAAUUAAAAGCAUUGCAUGUAAUAAAAUAUAAUCAAGUAAAUGGCAGAAGUAAUAAAAAUAAUGUUAGAAUAGCAUUUAUCCUGCUAUAGCAGUUUCGGGUUUGGCUUGUCCACACUGCUUGGGAACUAUCCUCUAGACAUCACCAGAAACUCUCCAGGGAAUCUCAGACUCAUAGAUAGUGAUACUCUUCUGUUGUUUUAGUUUUUGUUUCCAUCCAUCUUUUGCUCUCUUCUUUCUCUCUCUCUCUCUCUCUCUCUCUCUCUCUCUUUUAUUCCCUUCCAUUUUUGGUCUUUCUAAAUUCUAACCAUGCUCUUUAUCUUUUAAACAAGCAAUAAACAAAUUCAAUUAUUGUUCUUUCAACAAAAUUAUUUAAACAAAUUCUUGUGUUCUCUUUUAUUUUCCAAUUUUACUUUCUUCCUCUAUUUUAUUAUUUCAUAAAUUUUGGUUUUUUUAUUUACAAAUAAAUUUCAAGACAAAUAAAAUCUAUUCUUUUAGUGAACUUAUAUGCUGUGCUACUUCUGCUAUUAUCCCGCUAACUUGUAAAUUGGGGAGUUUUAUAUGUUUCUAAUUUGUCAUCUAUUUUUCAUUUUUUCUAUAUUGAUUAUAUUUUGCUGCUUUAUUAUGUAAGUUUUGUAUUUUUUUCUUCCUCCACUGUAAUCCCAAUCCCAUCCAUCUUAAUUUUUGGUUGUGGAUUUUGGGCUUGCCGCCAUUAAUAACAUUGCAUACACUUUAAAGUCUUGCUUGUAGAAUUAUUUCUAUGACAAAGGUUUUCUAAAUUACAAGAGAUAAUUAAUCAAUGAUAAUAGGAAAUUAAGUAAAUGAGGAAACACAGGUAUAGGGAAGCUGUACAAAUAAGAACAAAAAUAGUACUGUGGCUAAAUAGGCCAUAUUUCCCCUUGAUUGGAGAUACCUUCCAAGCUCUGUUCAUGAAGGUGGGGAUGAUGAGGUCCUGUUUAGGAGAGGAUUCCGGAUAUUUUUCUGAGGAAAUAUGGGACCCAGCUUUCUACAGUUGCUACCCUCACUGUUCCUGAUGGUAGUAUUUGGCGUAUAGGAUUGAAGAAAGCUGACAGCAAAAUUUGGUUUGUUGAUGGUUGGCAAGAUUUUGUCCAACGGUACUCCAUUGGUGUUGGAUACUUUUUGGUGUUCAUGUAUGAAGGGAAUUCAUCCUUUAUUGUUCAUAUUUUUAAUUUGAGUACCUCUGAGAUAAAUUAUCAAUCGGCUAUGAGAAAUCAUAUGGAAGGACCCUGCUUUGUCAAUUACAAUCAUAUUUUCGAGGAAAUGGAAGACAUAGAUUCCAUUGAUUUGUCAGAUUUGUCACCUUCGUAUCUUACAUCUGGUGCCAUGCAAAACAAGGGUUUUGCAGGAUCUGUAGAUCAACUGACACCUGGGAAGAGUCAUACUCCAGCUCUGCAGAAUUUGUUCAAUGGUGGCUCAAAACUGAAUCGUGUAAACUGGGGUGAUGGUGGGAGUUCUUACUCUUCUAAGAGUGCCAAUUCACAAGGUAGCCAGUCAACCAGAGACAUAGGUGUUCAGUUUAAUGCUGUUGAGUUUAAAAGGUCCACCGAUGAAUUGAAGUUGCGUUAUUCUAACGAGGAAGCAGUCAAUAAAACUGCAAAAAAGAAGCGGAAAUCAGAGUCCCAGGGCGAGGAACCCUCAGGUGAAAAUGAAGAGGAGGCAGAAAUGCGCUAUAGGUUUUAUGAAAGUGCAUCUGCAAGGAAAAGAACAGUGACAGCAGAAGAAAGAGAAAGGGCAAUUAAUGCAUCAAAAGCAUUUGAACCCACAAAUCCUUUCUGCAGAGUUGUCCUGCGACCCUCCUAUUUAUAUAGAGGAUGCAUAAUGUACUUGCCUUCUUGCUUUGCGGAGAAGAAUCUGAAUGGGGUAUCAGGAUUCAUUAAACUUCAGUUGUCCAAUGGCAGACAGUGGUCGGUUCGCUGUCUCUACAGAGGAGGUCGAGCCAAGUUAAGCCAAGGAUGGUUUGAAUUCACCGUGGAGAACAAUCUGGGGGAGGGUGAUGUAUGUGUGUUUGAGCUCCUUAGAAUAAAGGAAGUUGUGCUGCAAGUUACUGUCUUUCGCGUAACUGAAGAUGCAAGCUUGUUGAACUCUCCUCCUGUGCAGCAGCUGAGCCAAAAUAUGAGCCACACCAAACUCUUGAACCCUCAUUUGCAGCAUCGCGUCAGCAGUACAGUGAAAUUGAUUAGAAAUUAGAGGGGACAGUUAAUCCUGAUAGCCAGUCUGUGAUAAAUAGACCUUGCUUCUGAGUGAUCUGUUGUUCAUCUAAUUCUUCACUUAGAACUUUGAUGCUUUACAUGUUCAUAAACAUUUGAACUUAGUUGUCCCAGUUCUGAUACAAAUAUAUUUCGGUUUUGACUUGGGUUGUAAAUAGAUUGUUCAAUCUAGUUGAUCAAAAACUGAGUUGAAAUGCUUGUGCUUCA